GGUACCAAAUCCAAGAUGGUCGUUCGUCAGUGCGGUGCGUAGUGCGGGUAAUUAACAAAACUCCAAAUGGAAUCAGUAAUAACAGAAAACUGACCUACAGACCUAUUUACUAAUAGUAAAAAACUGAAAAGUCCCGGUAUCUGGCAAAGACCACAACGAUGAAGCUGUUUCAGGUCUGUGCAACCUGUCAACUGUUCCUCUAGUGCCAGGGCUGAGAAGUACCUCUGGUCCCUGCUCAGAAUGGACAGCUUCUUUAAGGCCGCAGUGUGUGACCUGGAUAAGCUGCUGGAUGAUUUUGAACAGAAUACAGAGGAACUUGAUUGCAAAUCUGCACAGUCCACGGUUCCUCCCUCCCUCUACCCUGUCGUCUCACUGAGUCCUCCGUGCUUCGCCCCAGAACCUUGCACGGCCCCUGAAGUUCUUCCCGACGUCAGCAACCUUCACUACAAUUCCUCACUGCAGUACCCUGAUCCUCCCCCAAGCUACAGCCUUUACCAGAAUGACCAUGAUGUCAAAAGGAAGCCUUUAACCGGUGUGGACCUGCUCUCCUCUGUGGACAGUAGGGCAGCGAAAAGCACACCGCCGCCAUGUCCCGACAGGGCCCUGAAGCCUGUAUGCGACUUGGUAAGUGACACUGGGUCUGCUGUGCUCCUGCGGGCCAACAGCCAUGAUGCCUUCAAGGAGCUGGAUAUUAUUGAGAAGCAGCUGGAGGAGGACCUGCUGGUAGACCUAGACUCUCCCAUAGUGUCCCCUCCUGGAGGCACGUUGCAGGCUGGGUAUGCUGGAACUCUUGGGAGCGACUUCCUUCCUGGAGGGGGAUACUUGGGGCAGGAGGCCAGCGACCAUUUGGCAACAGAAGUGCGUUCAACUUCCCUUAGUCUUUUGGAUAUUAUUUUGCCAGCGGCUGCAGAGGCUUCCUGUGAGCCUCAAGGCGUUGCUUUGCCAAGCCUAAGUGACUCUGUGAGUCUGGAGUAUACAGGCACAGAGAAAGAGAUUAUUGAAAAUGACCAGAACCCUGCAAGCACAGAACACUUUGAGGAGGAUGCUGAGGUUCCGUGUGUUGCGGAUGGAGAGGUGGAUGCUAAUGUGGUUACUGAUAGUGGUGGGGGUGGUGGGGAGGAGACGGACACUCUAAGCCCCACUUCUGGCUUUACGGAGAGAGGGGAGACUAGAAACUGCAAUGUGGACGAGCCAGAGGUGCAGACAGAGACGGAGAGAAGAGGACAGUUGGACAGCAUGAACACAGGGGCCUGCUCACCUCCUCAGGGUAAUGACAGCGUUGCCUUUUGUCCCGUGGAAGAGAGGGAGUCCUCCCUCUCCUGCAUCCCCAUGGCUGUGUCCAUGUGCGGAUCUCUUGUAUCUUCCCUGGACUCUGUGGAGAGGAUGAGACCAGGGGUCGAGGAAGAGGCUGAGGUCGUGUCCUCUGCCACACAAGUGACUGAAGCCUCCACCAUCCCAGAGGAUCUGCAGGACGCCCCUCCAUUAACCAAAACCACAGACCGUGCAGAUUGUGCCAGCCCUGAUACCACUUCAGCUAAUGACACUGAUCAUUCGGAACACCGAGACGUGAUGCCGCCUUCCUAUGACGUUGCGACUCGGGCCUGUUCUGAGGCAUUUGAAGCUUGCUCAUCUCCGGAGGAAGACUCUGGGAGCCUUGCAGAGGCAGUUCAGUCCCCCUCCACGUGUGUGAGCCCAGGAACCCCCCCAGAGUUUGUCUUUGUGGAUGACUUCCUCCCAAAAAGUGAGCAAGGCGGAGUGCUUGUGACAGACGAGGAUCUGGAUGCCUUUUUGAUGGAGCAGGAACCUGUGGGGAUGCCCUCAGAGAAAUUGGCAGACGAGGGGUUUUCGGAAAUGAAUGGAGAUGUGGAGGGACAUCACAUAGCCUUCCACGAUGGGUUAGCAGAGGGAGAAUUUGAGGAUUAUGUCAGGGGAAAAGGCGAUGGGCUUGCCUCACCAGAAAGCGACGGAAUGCCUAUUUCAGCGGACGAUAGUAACGGCUCCAACCUUUCCACUCCAUCUCAGGACAGCAACCCCUGUGGGACAGACGUGAGUCCCACGGUUUGUCAAGAGGAGUCUUCUGACGCUGCCGCUGUCCAAUCCGUUCUCAGUCCGAACCAGCAUCCUUAUUUUGGAGGUGCUAGACCCAAACAGCUGUAUGGCCAAGCUUUUAGAACCUUGCCAGUUGCAGAGAGUGAGGACCACGGAAGGAGUGAGAUGUCUGAUUCACCACAUGCUGGAGACACGGUGGUGAACAGCAUUCACGCCCCUUCCAUUCUUGCUGUAGGAGAGGCCCCCAGCCGAUGUGUGGCUGGCACCGGCUAUCCUUAUCCAGAUGGUUAUGAGAACAGCGUUGGGUUCGGAAGGAUGUCGGAGCCUCCUCCUUACCCGGGGGAGACUGGGACGGAGGGGGCUGAGUGCCCUGAAGAUCGAUUGGAGAAGGAGGAGGAUGGUCUGGGUUCGAGGCAGCCCCCCUGGGUGCCUGACUCUGAGGCUCCUAACUGCAUGAACUGCCUUCAGAAGUUUACCUUCACCAAGAGGCGGCACCACUGCCGGGCAUGUGGCAAAGUAUACUGCGCUGUUUGCUGCAACAAGAGAUGCAGACUGAAGUACCUGGACAAGGAGGCCAGAGUGUGCGUCAUUUGCUACGACACUAUUCACCGUGCCCAGGCCCUGGAGAGGAUGAUGAGCCCGACGGGGCCCAGCCCAAACCCCAACAUCCCGUCUGAGUACUGCUCCACCAUCCCGCCCCUGCAGCAGGCCCGCGCCGCCGGCACCCUCAACUCGCCCCCGCCCACCGUCAUGGUGCCCGUGUCCGUCCUCAAGCAGCCCGGCAACGAGGGCGAUGCGUUGUCCCCUUCCCUCGUCGCAGUGGGGGGUUUCCCACGGGAGCAGAAGAGGGUGUGGUUCGCCGACGGCAUUCUGCCCAACGGCGAAGUGGCGGACACCAGCAAGCUGUCCGUGGGGGGCAGGAGAGCCUCGCAGGAGUCCAGCCCGGUCACGCCCGACCCCCCCGUGGAUAAAGGGGCGGGGCCGCCGGAGGACUCUGCGGAGACGGAGGGAGCCCAGGGACCGGACGACGGGCUGGACGUGUCCGCAGCGCCUCCCGAAGGCCCGGAGGAGGAGGUGGAGCGCCCGGCCGUCAGCGGACCCUGGGACUACAGCCUGCUGUGCGGCGUGAGCGCGCAGGUGGAGCGGUGCCCGACCCUCAUCCCCGAGGAUGACGAGGGCCUGCCGCCUCUGCUCAUCUGCACUGGAGAGGAAGAUGGCGGAGAUCUGUUGGUGGAAGAGCGUCCUGCGCCCAGCCAGAUCCUGCUCCUCCUAGAGGAAGGGGGGCCGCGACCUUUGACCUUCGUCCUCAACGCCAACCUGCUGGUCAACGUCAAGCUGGUUACCUGUUCGGAGAAGAAGUGCUGGUGCUUCAGCUCCAACGGGCUGCAGGGGCUGGGCCAGAAGGAGCUGCUGUUCGUCGUGCAGUGCCUCCCGGAGGAGAGCAGCGUGCCCAGGGACAUCUUCAGCCUGUACGUCAGCAUCUACCAGGACGCACAGAAAGGCCAGUUCAUAGAGGACCUGGGCAACGUGACGUUCACAGAGGGCUUCCUGGGCAGCAAGGACCACGGCGGCUUCCUGUUCUUCAGCCCCACCUUCCAGCCCGUGGAGGGCCUGGCGCUGCCCCAGGCCCCGUACCUGUGCGGGGUGCUGAUGCUGAAGCUGGAGGUGCCCUGGGCCCAGGUCUUCCCCCUGAGGCUGCUCCUGCGACUGGGGGCCGAGCACAGCGUGUACCCCUGCACCCUGCUGAGUGUGCGGUACCGCAAGGCCGUGUUCGGGGAGACUGGGCACACCAUCAUGAACCUCCUGGCUGACCUGAGGAACUACCAGUACAGCCUGCCGGUGGUGGAGGGCCUGCGCAUCCACAUGGAGAUGGGCAACAGCUACAUCCAGAUCCCCAGGACCAGGUUCCAGGAGAUGCUGAAGGUGGUGAAUUCCUCCAACGAGCACGUGAUCAGCAUGGGCGCCAACUUCAGCACGGAGGCCGACUCCCACCUGGUCUGCUUCCAGAACGAGGACGGGAACUACCAAACCCAAGCCAACAGCAUGCUGGGAAAGACCAGGCAAGUGACCGGGGCCAGCUUCGUGGUGUUCAACGGCGCUCUGAAGGCCUCCUCGGGGUUCAUCGCCAAGUCCAGCAUUGUGGAAGACGGGCUGAUGGUGCAGAUCCCUCCGGACACCAUGGAGGCGCUGAGGCAGGCGCUGCGGGACCAGGCCGACUUCCCCAUCCCGUGCGGCCGGGCCGACUCGGGGGAGGUGCGCGAGACCGUCCACCUGCGCUGGGUGGACUGGACCCCGCCCGUCAACGCCGGUGUGUCUAGUCCGGUGGAUGGGAAGUCUCUUGAAGGAUCGCAGAGCGUCCGUAUUCAGCAAGAUGGAGAGUUUGAGCUGGAUGGAAAGACCAUCAGGUGCACAGAGGUGUUCUACCUGCCCAAGACGCCCGACUGCUCGCUGGCGCCCUUCCUGCCGUCCCGCAGCUCCUUCCCGCGGGAGAUCGCCAUGGCGAGCUGCGCCGCCCUCUGCCCUCACCUCGGCGUCCUGAAGGCCAGCGGCAGGAACCGCCUCGGCCUCCGCGUCUCCACGGAUACCGACAUGGUGGAGUACCAGGCUGGCUCUGGGGGGCAGCUCCUGCCCCAGCGCUACAUGAACGAGCUGGACGGCGCCCUGAUCCCCGUCAUCCAUGGGGGCAGCUCCAGCGUCCCCCAGCAGCCAAUGGACAUGGAGUUCCUCUUCUACAUCACCGAGAACACCAGCUGAGCCCUGCCCCCAAGGGGGAGGGGACUCAUGAAGCCCCUGUCGCAGGCACAGCAAGGUUCAAACGCCAUUCCACUCUGGAGCUCGCGGGAACGGGGAAGUGCAGGCUCUGGCUUUAGGACGGGAGUGGCGAAGCCGACGGCGUCCAUUUUGUGUCCUUUGGGAUGUGCUGCGCUCUGGAGCCCUCAGGUUUCUGAGAACAGAUGGAAUCAGUAGGGGGUGCUGUUGAGCUAUUGCUGGCCUCACCGGGGGGGAGAAAUUACUGGAGUUAUGACAGAUUGUGAGAACACCAUCCCAGGCGCAUAUAUUAGUAUGGGUGUGGCAAUUAAUUUUAUUUUUUUCAUUGUCCAAAACUGAUUUGCUGUUGAAAGCAAUAGUUCAGAGGUUGUAGUUUUAAGGAGUAAGUGACAUGGGUACCAUUUAAUAACACUGCCCUCAAGGUCCACAUGCCGCAUCCACUCCUGAAGUGUAAUUAGGGAUGUGCAUUAUAAAUAUUAUCAUUUGAAAGUAUUGUUUCAUAUUGUGGCAGUUUUAAGGUACCUUUGUGUAUGCCUAUAAAUUAUAGAUUAUUAUAGAGUCAAUUCUUUCUUUGGAUGAAGUACGAUGGUUGUUUUUUUUUUUGUUUUGUUUUUUUCCCUCUUGGUGUGUUAAGUUAGGGGCACUUGGCACACCUGACAAUUAUAUUUUUGUGAUGAUUGUAUAGAAAAUGUAAGCUCACUCAAAAUAUAUCAAGCUCUCCGUAAUGAGCUUAAGCAUAUUUUUGAAUGGUUUUGUGCAUUAAAUAAAAUGAAUAUUUUUGAUAGGACAUUUUUGGAUGUGUAAGUUUAGCCUCUAAAUGAUAUCUUGUACAAAAAGACAGCUUUAGACACCGAUUGUGAUGCAGUACAUGUGGAAACUUUGAUUUUUUUUACCUCUGUUUAUGAGCAUCUGAGACAGCCGUGACCUAAAUUAGGCUAUUUUAUACAUUGAAGCACUAAAUUGAACUGAACCCCAUUUUGAGAGAGUGUGUGUGAGUGUGGGAGAGAUGCCUCUCUCAGAGAAGCUGAAGGUUCCUGAAUUGGUAAUGAGAUUGAAUGACCCAGGGAUGAAUUGUAGCCAUGAUGUAGGAUGCCUGUGGUUGAAUUGGAAGGUUUAAAAAAUGGUUUUGUUAGUGCCACGCGCCCCACCAGUGCUGCUAUGUUUCUGGGCGACUCUUUAAGCUGAGUCCGGUGCUGCUGAUACUGCCACGGCACUCCUGAAGACUGCUCUGCACCUGCCAACCCGUUUAGGAAGGAAUUCGGGGACAUGCUGGGUGCGGGGAAACUGGGGAAAAGUAAAGAGACACUCACCCCUGGUGUUUGCACUUUAAUUUAUUCAGUGCGGGGAUGGAGGAGCAGCUGUCAUGCUGCGUGUUGGCCACCAGAUGGGGGAAGUGAGACCGUGCCAUUGAUGCUUUUCUGUUCUGUAUGUUUCUGCCUGGAGAUGCUCCAGCACACAUUUAGCGCUCAGCCAAUCCUGGGGCUAGUGGCCUUCCUGCGAUGCCUUUCAGCCCGUGAAUAGCCAAAGCUGUAAAACGCGGCUGACUAUAAACCCUAAACUCCAGCACCUCCCUUAAGUGCUCAAUACUUUCUUUUUGAUCACAAAAUACAGUUGGGCUUUAUGGGGUCUGCAGGCUGCGACACAUGCGUUUUUUAACACCGUUGUGUGACACAGUUGCCCCGGUGCCACAACGUUGUACUGCGAUUCCCUGCGGAGUUUGCACUGAGUACGGCUAUUUAAAUCCAAUAUUAUAGUUUUUAAAAUAAAAAAACGUGAACCCCACCCCAAAUGAAUGGCGUGUCUGUUCCCCGCCAGCGGGGGAAGGCUGCUUCUCGUAAUCACUCUGUGUGAAAUUUCCUGUCCAUGUUCCAAUCUAAAAUGCACUACAAAUGAAGAGGUAUGCAUCUCUGCGCACUGCUGCCAGCCUUAUUAACGCUGUGCUUUUGAUCAUUUAAAUGAUGUCCCCAGUGCUGUGUGCUUUAAUGCCUAUGGCGACGAAGCAAUUUCACCUUUGGAGCGAACAUAAUGUCGAUCGAACUACUACAAUAAAAUAUAUGACUUUAAGGAGGUUUUGUGAACAUUUGCAGAGACGGAGGUUUCCAGAGAUCUCCGGGCAAAGGAACAAGAUUGUGUUUAAGUUGGUUAUUUUUCUGACAUUUUUAAACGAGACAAAUGUUCUGCUCCUGUGUGUUUGCUGUGGAACGUCGAGGAGUUAAAUUAUUUUUGUCACUGUUCAAAAUGAAGUUGAUUGAUGUUGAUUAAUGGAGCUUUCAUUAAGGUAAUGACAAAAUAUUUUUAUGCUUUUUAAGGAGCUAUUUAUCUGUACCGUUUUGUGAGUUGUAUAUGUACCUGUAUAUAAUCAUGAAAACCAGCAGAUGCAUUUGAUGAUAUUUACAUCUGGGAGUUGAGGAUCUUUUUCCUUCAUAAAAUAUAAAUUUGUAUAGAUGUAUUGCCUAUAGAAUAAAAUAUUAUUUGUAUGUCA
Messenger RNA from Anguilla anguilla (European eel), 7300 nucleotides. RefSeq names its product zinc finger, FYVE domain containing 16 (gene zfyve16). Gene Ontology annotation, biological process: endosomal transport. Gene Ontology annotation, molecular function: metal ion binding. Gene Ontology annotation, cellular component: early endosome membrane. The record is from RefSeq and is a predicted model, not a curated record. Lineage: Eukaryota; Metazoa; Chordata; Actinopteri; Anguilliformes; Anguillidae. The transcript is spliced from 18 exons. The coding region runs from base 241 to 4803 and encodes 1520 amino acids.